This is a messenger RNA of Lineus longissimus, 3235 nucleotides long. RefSeq names its product transmembrane protein 26-like. Lineage: Eukaryota; Metazoa; Nemertea; Pilidiophora; Heteronemertea; Lineidae. The record is from RefSeq and is a predicted model, not a curated record. The coding region runs from base 520 to 1617 and encodes 365 amino acids. The transcript is spliced from 3 exons.
GACCCGGGCAGGCGGAAACCAAACUCUGACGAUUUCUUAUUCAUCUGAUACUACUACGAGGGCGAAAGGUGUAGCGCAACGUCUUUCUGUCGGAUUAGUACGAACAACAGUCAGUGGUAGGAAUUGGACUCGCAUAUGGUACUCCCGAAAAAAAACCCAGAUCCAUGUGCUCAUUUUUAAUAAGUGUUAUACUCAGUGUGCCGCGCAGAUCAGAUGUUGGAAUGAGUUGGCUGUGAAAGAGUGGGUGGAUACCUAUUGAUAUUCGUGCUUGACUGUUAGACCAAACCUCGUGAACAGUUUUCGUGGAGAGAUAUCAGGAUAGGUGUGUGAAUUUCGCGUGUAGAACUGCAUCUUCAGGCGGGUAAAUGAUAUCUAUUUAAGACGUUUUUUGUGGCGUUUAGAAGCAAAACUUUAUAAGAAAGAUAAUCAAGGCUAUUUUUGUGUACAGCCUUUGUUGCAAUAUAUACUCGAUUGAAGUUUAUAUAGGAUUUUUGACACUUUUCGAACACAAGGACAGAAAUGGUUGUCUUCAUUGACGUAAUUAAGGCCAUUUUGGCGAGACUACUCUUGAUCGUUCAUGCCUUCAUAUCAGUAUGGAGAGUAGUAGAAUACAAGGAGGAUCUAAUGUACUGGCUUCUGUUACUACCCUUGGUCGGGACAAUAGCCGACAUGAUAUAUAUCUUGUGGAGGAGAAAAGGCGAGGAAUGGAAAUGGUUCAGCCCCAGUAUAUUUUUUUAUCUUGGUUCAGUCCUGCCUUGCAUCUGGUGGCUCGAACUUGGCAGGUUGUAUGAUAAGAAAGAACACCUCGAGCACCUGCAUAAUCCACUUGAUAAGAACGAUACGCACAACACAUCAAGCGGCAUCAAUUUAUUGGCGGACCUGGACUCCUACGUUCAAUUGCAGCCAAGCCAGUGGACUCAGUUGAUAGAGCAGGUCAUGUUAUGCGUCCUAAUAAUAUCAAGAUGGCUGAUGCCUUUAAAACGCAAUCACAUGACCCGUGACCAGCUCUCGCAGCUUCUUCUCGUCUACCUCGGGCUGGCUGCGGAUAUCGUUGAACUUCUCGCGAUAUUUGACGAACCUGGACUGAUCGACCAUGUCAUUUUUACUUUCGCCAUAUUGGCUGCGUGGUCCUGGUCACUGAUGCAGUUUACGCUGGUUCUUACGGCGACGCGCGGACAGGCCUUCAAAACAGGACAUCGAGAUAACGAUGUGGCUGACGCCGACGAACAUGGAAGCCAGACAUCACUCCAGUUAGAGUCGGCGCCAGAAAAGAAGUCGUCAUCCGGAUGCUUCUGUUGCGAAAAUGAGACUUGGAGUAUUUUGGUUAUGUUGGCCAUGCUGGAUGCCCCGUUCCUUGUCCUCCGUCUCCUCUCGAUCUUCAUGUACAGCAUCAACACGUACACAAUCUAUUUCUUCACGGGGAAAAAUAUCCUCGUUUGUAUUCUGCAGUUCUACAGAUUGGUUAUUGUAAUCUCCGCUGAGAUGAAGAACAAGAGAGCAAUGAAGAGGGAGGAAGCUCAAAGACUGAAACCGCGGGCCGAUAAUGGAAACGGGCUUUACAUCUGUGGGGACUCUGACGUCCGGAAAAGAACCCAACACGCCACCAGGUCGAGGUAAUUUACAUACACUGUGCAUCUACACAAACUAAUUACUAAUAGAAAGGGUAAAGAAAUGGUAAGGUUAUCGUAUGAGAAUCUCAACAAAUAUUUGAUCCUGGGCUUGAAAUCAAUGUGUAAAUGUCCAACCCAUUUCAGUGUAUUCACCACAUCAUCAAUAAAUAAAUAACUUUUUGACUUUUUGACUCAUUCAGUGAGGUGAAAUAAAAAUGAAGCUAAGAACAAGGUAGUCUUUUGAGAACAUGUCUUCCCACUUAAGUCCUUAAUGGUUUUCCCACUUAAGCCCUAAGAGUUUUCGUGAAUGGUUCAAGUUUUUAAUUGAAAUUGAGGGAUUAAUCCAUCACAUGAAUAUUCGGUCUCCACCCAAACAUCACCUUAAAAGUUGAGCUGUUCAAGUAGGCCUAUUGUUCAGAUCUCAAAGAACGUUAACGAGAAUGUCAGUCAAUUCGUUAAAGAUUUUGUGUAAAUUUUGUCUAGGGCACUAAUUGCUGGUAAAUUAUAUAUUCUAAUUGCUGUGUUGAAUAGACCUUAUGUACAUACACGUGUACAUGCAUGUGCACAUGUACAUUACAUAUUACAUGUACAUAAACAUACUAGUAUGCACAUGUACAUGCACAUGUUCAUGUGUGUAUGCACAUACACAAGUAAAUGCACGUAUUUCAUUGACUCUCAUCCGAAUGACCAGUUCAGUCCAGGGUUUCACCAGCAACCUACCAAUGCAUUGCCGAUAUUUAUAGUUUUGUUAAAUACAAAAAUCAGUCCCAACCAUGUGCAUCAAUGAAAUACAGGUUGUGCAAGGUGUUGAAGUUGUUUUUUUUUCUCAUUAUAAUGUGGACAAGCUGUAAGCUACUCAAUGUCCUAUGUCCAACACUUGGCCCAAUUCCCCGCAUGAUCCAUUUAUAUUUCAUCCGGUUUUCGGAUAUACUGAAUCAAGUCUUACAUACGGGCAAUUAUUUUCCAGUCAUAGGCCCUGAAUCAGUAUUUUCAGAAAAUGGGUCUAGUUAAAACAUUGAUAGUGUGCAGCGGGUUUAAAUCGAUUCCAUCUUGCCGCCGUCUUGGUUUUCACGACCACGAGAGUCCAGUAGAAACUUUGUUCCGGAAUGUACGUACAUUAGUACACGAACGAUGUACACAUUUGUAACCGCAGUCACAACCAAAAACUAUGUUAAACGUCAAAGGUAAUAGGCCUUGCCGUAAUUUUUUGACGCCAAUCAGAUGGAUUUUGGUAUGCAUACUAUUUUUAUAUCACUCAUUUUUGACGUUACAUUCAAUACCUCUUUCGUAAAUUGUAAAAUAUCGAAUUCAAGACGAAAUUUGAAAUUUUUGAACGAGUGAACCUUGCCUUUAACAUCAGUUUUACUGGUCAGCAGUGGUCCAGAAGGUCGACAGACAUAGUGUUUCUAUUUUCCAGAGUAACAUAUGUAUGUAUCGUGUAUAUGAAUAAUCCACCAUCAUAAAUGAGCAUUAUAAUAACAUCAUAUAGAAUCAUUAUAUUGUUUAGAUAAUAGUAUAUAUUAGUUGUGAUGUUGUAAGUUUACUGGAAACUAAUCACUUUUACACAGCGUGAUAACCGGACGUUUGGUCAUGGUGGCGUUAUGGAAGGAUAUAUUUUUCUGACA